Molecule: messenger RNA, 2491 nt
Organism: Annulohypoxylon maeteangense
Lineage: Eukaryota; Fungi; Ascomycota; Sordariomycetes; Xylariales; Hypoxylaceae
Product: exocyst complex component Sec6
Exons: 2
Coding region: 171-2405 (744 amino acids)
Biological process (GO): exocytosis; exocyst localization
Cellular component (GO): exocyst
Molecular function (GO): SNARE binding
Source: RefSeq, a predicted model, not a curated record
CGUCUGAGCCACAUUGAAACGAUCCGAACUUGACUACGAAUCCUCACAUAACGAUAGCGACACCGAACAUAAACGGGCUUUAACACAUGCGUAAAUAUAGGCUGGCUACGUGAUGGUUUGAAAUACAAGAAUUCGCCCGACGGUCCUAGUGGUGCCCCGCCGACUUCACCAUGGACGCGCCACCCGUCAAGCUCUCGGAGCUUCUCCGACACCCAGAUGAUCUCGAUAAGAUCCCCGCGUUGAAGCUGGAAUUCACGCGCAAGAAAAAUGCUGUCGACUCUCAGCUACGAGGUGGUCUACGGGAGCAAUUGGAAACCACCCAAGCUGGCAUGAAUGGCAUUACGGACGGCCAGAAGACGUUGCAGUUGAUUAGAGACGAGAUGAUGAAGAUCGAUACCCUCUGCUCCGAGUCGCAGAACAUGAUCAAAGACUUUGCCAGCAUCAACCUGGUAUCCCAGGCCCAUAGAAACUUCGGUGCUGUGGAAACGAUGGUGGAAAACCUCCAGACGUUUAAUGACCGCCUUAACAGGGUCGAGAACAUGCUGAGAGAGGACGAGGCCGACAAGGAGAAUAUGCCGAAUUUACUUGGAGUCCAUUACGAAUUAACGCAAUUACGAAACAUCCGAGACGACGCUAUGGAACAGAUACAACGAGCCGACGACCCGAGCUUACAAUCUACGUUGGAGGAUUACUUCUCGCGAUUGGACGAGGCGAUAGACUGGUUUGAUGAGCAUGUCGGCCUAGUCGCGCUUAACAUGAUCAACCUUUUGAUUGCAGACAACAACAGCUUAGUCGUUCGUCUAGCUAUCAUCGUCGAAGCCGAAGAGAAGAGUGACCAAAGAGUCGAGGCCCUACAAGAAGCAUUGAAGGAUCAUAAAGAAAUGGCUACACGAUUCCAAAGCAUCACCGACGGCGCCAAGAAGGUUAGAGGAUACAAGGAGAAAUUCUUAAAGGCAAUUUCCGUCAACUGCGAAGGACAAUUCGCCGAAGUUAGAGGAGAAUUCCUAGAUGACCCUACGAAGCUGGAUAAGAUGAUGAAGUGGUAUUUUAAUGACCUUAAUGCUGUCAAGCAGGGGAUGGUGUCCCUGAUGCCCAAGAAGUGGAAGAUCCUUAAGACUUUCGGGGAUAUAUAUCACCAGUUAAUGCACGACUUCCUCGUCGGUAUGAUAGACGACCCGGAUUCCAGUUCGGCAAAUACACUGGAGAUUAUUAACUGGCCCGAGAAGUAUUAUAAGAAGAUGCGGAAACUCGGCUUUUCAGAGGGCGAUCUCAAGCCCCAUGUCAUCGACAACAGAGAGCAAGAGUUGGUUAAGGACUUCCGCCAGCUCAUCAUUAAGUUCCUCGAUCAGUGGAUCGAGAGAAUCUUUGCCCAGGAAAAACGCGACUUCGCAGACCGAAAUGUGGAGGGUUCUAACUUGGACACGGAUGAGUAUGGCUAUUUCCGUACCAAGAAUCUGGUCGACAUGUGGCGCAUGUUGCGAGAGCAGGUGGAUGUUGCUGCGAACUCGCAGAGAACAGACGUAGCUGAGGGCGUCAUUGAUGCCAUGUUCCUCCGGCUACGUGGCCGGCAGCAGUCAUUCCAGAAGAUGCUCGAAGAGGAAGCGGCAAGAUACGAAGCCGGCAAGGUUCCCGAGUUAGAGGGUUUCCAGGCGUUGCAAGAUUGGCUCAUUGCCACUGCCAACGACCAAAUGGCCUGCAUCGACGACAACGAAGAAGAAGGUCGUUUCGCAUACCUCUCGAGCUUCAAGCAAAAAUUCGAACCUCUAGCCACGCCACAGUACAUGGAGCGAGCCGAGAACGAGAUCGCCUUGCUCCGAGAGAGUUAUAUCGAUUUGAGUACCUGGUGCCUCAGCAAAUUUGCCAGCCUUGUUAUCGCGGUCGACUUCGGCUCGGUCAUGCCGACCUUCUUCACGCCGAAAUGGUACGAAACAACAGCGAUGAAGCAAAUGAUCAUCACGGUCGAAGAGUACAUCGGCGACUACCAACAAGUACUGCACCACUCUCUCGUCGACAUCUUCAUCCAGAUCCUAGCAGACGAGCUACUAGUCCAGUACCUCGGCAGCGUGCGCAACAAGGGCGCCAAGUUCCGGCGCACAGAGCCCUUCCAGGACAAGAUCUUCAACGACGUAGCCACCGCCUUCGAGUACUUCCGCAGCUUACCCAACCAAGACCUCAGCGGCGAGAUCACCCAAACCUGGCGCGUCACCGAGGACUUUAACAAGCUCCUCACGGCCCCUAAGGAACAGCUCCCCGACGUCUUCGAGGAGUUCAAGACCAAGUACUGGGACCUCCAGAUCACGUGGGUCGAGGCCGUGCUUAGAUCCAGAGACGACUUCGAGCGUGCGAUGCUCAAUUCGGUUAAGGCGCGCGCGGCGCAGAUGGAUGUUGUGAGGGGCCAUCCAUAGGUACCUAGUGAUAAUAGCAAUUUACUGAUUUUGAGUCUGGUGUUUUUUUGCUACGGUGAUGGUGAUGCAUGAUAUUUACAUUAGGU